Bacillus rossius redtenbacheri is the source of this 6213-nucleotide messenger RNA. RefSeq names its product probable actin-related protein 2/3 complex subunit 2 (gene Arpc2). Gene Ontology annotation, molecular function: structural constituent of cytoskeleton; actin filament binding. The record is from RefSeq and is a predicted model, not a curated record. Gene Ontology annotation, biological process: Arp2/3 complex-mediated actin nucleation; actin filament polymerization. Gene Ontology annotation, cellular component: actin cytoskeleton; Arp2/3 protein complex. Bases 200 to 1105 code for a protein of 301 amino acids. NCBI's taxonomy places the organism in Eukaryota, Metazoa, Arthropoda, Insecta, Phasmatodea, Bacillidae. The transcript has 7 exons.
AGAAUUUACGUUAGCGUCAAACUGAAUUUUUGUAACGUCGCAAGUAAAAAAAAACCUUUCGACCAAUGAGAGGUUUUAAUACUUCCAUGUUAAAGUCGUAACUUCCGGUUGAAUACACCCUGUGGGCCUGUAGAGAUAGGUUUGGUGGUAUUAGUCAUAGUAUUCAUGGUUUUAUGAAACCUUUAUUAACUUAGAAAUAAUGAUCUUGCUAGAGAUCAAUAACAGAAUAGUUGAAGAAACGCUGACGUUAAAGUUCAAAAAUGCUUUAGCAGGACAUAAACCGGAGUCAAUGGAUAUAACGAUUGCAGAUUUUGAUGGUGUACUGUUUCAUAUAUCAAAUGUAGGUGGUGACAAGACUAAAGUUAGGAUUAGUAUAUCUCUAAAGUUCUACAAAGACCUUCAAGAGCACGGGGCAGAUGAAUUAUUGAAAAGAGAGUACGGCUCUCUCCUCGCUCCAGUUGAAGAUGGUUACAACGUUUCGGUGCAAGUUGAUCUGGAAAAUGUUCCAGAGAAUUGGGAGGAGGUAGUUAAGAAAAUUGGUUUGCUAAAAAGAAAUUGUUUUGCAUCAGUAUUUGAAAAGUAUUUUGAUUUUCAAGAAAGAGGAGAAGAGGGCCACAAAAGGGCAGUAAUCAACUACAGAAGCGAUGAAACUCUGUACGUGGAGGCCAAGGCGGACCGCGUGACGGUCGUGUUCAGCACCAUCUUCAAGGACGACGACGACAUCGUCAUAGGCAAGGUGUUCAUGCAGGAGUUCAAGGAGGGCCGAAGGGCAAGCCACACGGCGCCCCAGGUGCUGUUCAGCCACCGCGAGCCGCCCCUAGAGCUGCAGAACACCGACGCCAGGGUGGGCGAGAACAUCGGCUACAUCACCUUCGUUCUGUUUCCUCGACACACCAACCGAGCAGCGAGAGACAACACCAUCAACUUGAUCCACAUGUUUCGUGACUACCUGCACUACCACAUCAAGUGCUCCAAAGCGUACAUCCACUCGCGGAUGAGAGCCAAGACAUCGGAUUUCCUGAAGGUGCUCAACCGGGCCAGGCCCGAGCCUAAGAAUGUGGAGAAGAAAACUAUCACUGGACGAUCGUUCGUGCGGAAGGAUUGAUCGGCCGGCUGGUCUAGCUCGUACGAGGUGGUGUUCCUUGCCAACAUGUUGCGGCAAACGAUAGUGCGUACCUGGCUGCCUGGAGCCGCUCGUCUCAUCAGCGUCACACCAAAUCUCUCGACUAACCAGUAACAGUGCAGGAUGCCAGGUGGACGUGACGUGACGUGACGUACUGUGUCCAGGGGUUGGAGCAUUUCCACCCGAGUCGACCUCCUUGUUUGCAGUUGUUUGAAAUGCUCCAGGGCUUGCACGAUCGCUCACAAGUACCGUAUGUAAUGUUUGUUCGCUCGUCACUUCAAACUGACGUGGUGGCCGUUACGGGAAGCCUGAACUGCCGCCAGCGUUACUUGUUGAAUACUUUUUUAAGGAAAAGAAAAAUGAUAUGUUGUGAAUAUUGUAAUUACUAUUACUUGUGAUUUAAUCUUACUAUGUAAAGUUAUUAACGAAGAAGUCGCAAAAGUAAUUUUAAUCAGAAAUUAUAAAUAAAUGCAAUAAAUUAAGCACUUGAGAAUUUAUUGCGCUGGUACGGCUAACUCCGUCUUCGCAAGUGUUUUUGAUGUGCGUAGCGAUAGCGGUGAUUUUAGUGCAUACUUACAUGCAUCCAGAACAUGACAGUGAAUAUGGGCUGUGCCUGCCUUGUUUUCGAGCAUAGAGUAAUGGUAAUAUUUUGUCAAGUUUUAUUGUUUCACAGAACUAAGUUAUGUAGCUGGUACAGCCAGCAUAAAUCCAACCAUAUUGGCUCACAUAAUUGGAGAUAAAAUUGUUGGUAUCUAUCACCUUUCCUUCCCUUCUAAUUUUAUUGUAACUUUUUCAGAAAUUUAUUUUUCAGAUGCACAAUAAGAAGGAUGCGCUCUCAGUGUCGUACACCAAGUUAUAAAUAUAGAAUUUAAGAUUUGUGGGCUAUUGUUGAGAGAAUGGUGCUAUUUUUUGAAAGGAAAUUUGUGUGAUUAUAAACAUAACAUUUACAGUAAGAGACUUCUUUUAAUUCCUAAUCAAUAAUCAUUAUUGCAAUAGUUUAUGAGCCUGAGCAUACUCAUCUGAAGUGAAUAAUCAAUAUACAUGCACCGUGCAUAGAUAUCUUCAUUUAAAAAUGGUUGAUAAUUGCAUGUAUUAACAUUAAAAGCCUGGUGGUGAGUAAAUUGCAACAAUAUUAAGUGUAAGAAGUUUUGUUUGUUUUGAAAACAAUAAGGUUUUGUAACUAAAAUUUAAUACAAUUAUGUGUGCAAAUAUGGUUUUACUUUGUAGUAUUUGUCCUUUGACCAGGUUUUCACUCCAUUCAGCUUGUUACAUUUUUUCAUAAAAUUUCUAUAAAACUUCUGUUGUUUAUUAAUAGAACUCUUUUGGAUGGUUGGGUGUCUUAAGUUUUUUGGCUGGUAAAGUCUUGUUGAGGUGAAUUGUGAGAGCUAACUAAGCUGCAGUUAUCUGUUGUUGCAUUGGGGUUCUUGAAGUUUGUAGGUGCAGCAUUAUUUGAAACUGUUGGUUGUUUGAUGCCUAAUAACGUAAUAACAUUUAUUAUAAUUUAAUUUUAUACAUUUAUAUUGGUUUACAGCCACGAAAAAACUUCAUAAAUGAUAUAUCAUUGUCAGGAAGAGUGCUAGUGCUUUUUGACAAACUAAAUUUGUUUAGAGAGAAUAGAGCACUUUUGAAUUUAUAGAAAUACUAUAAUUAGUUUCGUAAACAUUGCAAGUGCCUAAUGCUAUGUUAAGUAAAAUUCUUUGAGUUUUUAGAAUUUAAACCAGGUAUUUGUUAUAAAAAAGAAUUAAUUAUUGCCAUUCUUUGGGCACAUAAUUUAUAUUGUUUUGAAGAACAUAAAUCAUUUUCUCAAUAUUGUUCUUAGUGCAUUGGUAGCAGAAUCAUAUACUGGCUUGAGGUAAAUGUAAUAAUUUGAAUAUGUAAUAAUUGAAGGACUUACAUCAUGAACAUUUGUUUGUUUUUUCUGUCAUGGGAAAUAUAUGUAAUAAUUUUUUGAGCGCCUGGUCAACAUUUUAACUUCUUGUUGCACAUACAUACAUAUUUACAGAGCAUGGUGGCUAAGUUAAAAAACAAUAAUUCUUUUUUGUAAGAUUGAGAAUAUGAUCAUACACUUUUUUUUUUGUUUCCUUAGACUCAUUUUCAUUUAUCUGAUGAACUAGUUUGUAAAUAAGUGUUGUAAUCAAGUCCGAGUGCAAGAGAUGGAACAAGGUGAUGUGUUGCGCACUAAUAUGUAUUAGCCCUGCAUUAGCAGAACAGUUAACAUGUUCCACCCAGCAGCACGGCUGUUGAGUGGGAGGAACAAGGAUUCCUUGUGGCCCGUGCAACUAGAUUUUUAUAAUGCCUGGUUUUAACUCUGAUAGGAUGCAUGUCGUGCCCACCUAAAAAAAUUUCUAACUGUUGGUGGGCAUGUUACAAAUUUAAAUAAAUAAAAAGUAAAUGACUUACAAGUCUACUGUUAAUAGAAUUCAUGGGAAACCUUACAAGUACUGUGAUACGCUGAUAAUGUUUGCAGUCUUAGAUUUAGAUUUGUCUUUUUAAUUGUGGGGUUUGAAAGGUGCCCGACAACAUGAUAUGCCCCCGGUACCUUGGUUUCUCUCGACCGCCUUGCACAACAGUCUGUGGAUUAGUUACAUCUCGUGGGGAAGCCUACGAUUCACUCGUCCUUCUGGACAUACCCGAAUACUCACGUUGGCAAGCCUCCUUUUCACAGACGAGAGAGCCAAACCCGAAGUUCAUGCUCGCUUUUUUUUUUCCGUACCACAACAGGUGUGUUUAUUUGGGGGGCGAAAAAUUUGCGGGCAUUUAUUCUCCAAUUGCGCGGGUUUAACUUAUAAGAAGUAAUUCUUAAAAUUAGCAAGAAGUAAUUAUAAAUACUUUAAAACAUUGUGGAUGGUUGUUUAUAUUAAGUAAGUAUAGCUACAUUAAAAAUACUGUAAAAUGAUUUUAUGUUUGCUUAGCAAAUAACUUUUUAAUACUGUAUUUAUUUACUCGCAUAAUGUCUGCAGUAAUUUGGCUACAUUUUUGACAAAAAAUGGGGUGCGGACAUUAUGAGGUGAAGUCGGAAAACAAAUUUUUUUUCCUCACAAUUUUACAUGUUUUGUGUAGAGUAAAAAAAUUGUUCUCUCAUAAUUAGUUUACUAGUACCCUGAUUUUACUUAUGCUCACGGUUCCGCGGAUUGCAUUAGUAAAAUCGCUGCUUCGUAAAAUUGGCAGCCUUCCCUCGGCCCAGUUGAAAAAUAUUAACGGCGGCACACUACUUCGCAGAGCGCUGGCGACUGGCGACCCUCCGCAGCGGACGUGAGAAGUGUGACAGGUGUCGAGAUAAAUUGGGUGCCGGCGAUGAGUGGAACACGCCACUCUUUUUUUUUCCUUCUCUCACUCGCGUGUGCGCUCUUACGUUCAGAAGCCGCAGCCAGCCUACACAAAAUAAACGCUUUGCGUGAAAAGAUAUUUUUUUAAUCUUUCAUUGAGAUGGCCACUAACGGCACGGGGCAGAUGUCUAAUGUCUGCAUUAGCCGGCGCCGGUGAGCCUCCCUCCCUGUCCCUGUCCCCACGCUACAAACGUGGACUUUAUGCGGAUUUUUAAAAAUUCCAUUUCAAGUAUUUAAAAAGAAAUGUGCGGACAUUAUGCGAUGGCGGACAUUAUGCGAUUAAAUACGGUAUGUAGCUAUCCAGCGCUAGGAAACCGUUUACAUGAUUUCACAGUAUCUUUAAUGUAGCUAUCCUAACCAAAUCAACCGUCCAAAAUGUUUUAAAGUAUUUAUAAUGUAGCUAACCUAACCUAAUUGACCAUUAGUUAUCAUGAGUUGUAUAUUUAUUUACAAUGAACAAAAAAUAAAAUCUGAAGAUGCACGAUCGGGCGUUUGGCUCUCCAUCUGUUGAAAGAAGGCUUGCCAACGUGAGUAUUCGGAUAUGUCCAGAAGGACGAGUGAACCGUAGGCUUCCCACAUCUCGUGUGUUAGUCAACAAGGCACGUUGUCGCUUAGCUAACAAUACCGCCUAAUCAACACUUCAGUAAUACUACAGGAAGGUAAAGAAAUUGCUUAUUUUCAAGUAUGUAUAUUGUGUAUUUAAUGUGGAACUAUUAUUUUAAAACAACAUUUUGAUUACUUUUUUUUUAUUAUAAAUCAAGGAUAAAAAUACACUCCUUCCAUUUCACAGCAUGGAGCAACAAAGCAAACAAGAGCAUACUUCAGUGUCUGCUUUGUUUAUGUAGCCGGUCCAGUUUUGCGCUAUGGUGCCGCUAUCUUUAGGAUUUAUGCCCUAAAAAUUGUAUUGAUGAAUGCAAAACAUCCACUAGAAUACAUUGGAACCAAAAAGUUAAUAUAUUUUAAAAUGUUAGGCAGUAUUGUUUGUUAAGCGACGGUAUGUUGUGUGUUAAAGCUAGUGUUCUUUGGUCAUUUAGUCAUGUACUUAAGGCUUGGUCUCGCCUGCCAAAUGGGUUAUUGCAAUUUAAUGUCAUUAGUAUUUGGUUUCUAGUGCAAUUCCUUCGUUUGUUUCGCUAUAAAAGCUGUGUGUGUUACCUUUUGUUGUUAAUUUUUUUUCUUACCAUACUUAUAUUUUGCACAUUAUCUGCUGUUUGUACAAAUUGGGCAAAUAUCCAGCUAUUCAUAUUUAUGCUUGACUAGUUAUGUCCAGCUGCGAGUUCAGGCUUACCUUAUUGAGAAGAAUUCAAGCAUUGAAAAGUAACUAGAGUAUAAUUAAAGUACCUAUUUAUAAGUAUCCAGUGGUGAUUUAAUAAAUUUGGGUUUUAAAUUGGGUUAUGUUAUGUCCAGAUUUUCAAACUAUGUUAGUAUUAACACUUAACAAAAAAAAACUAUUUACAUUGAUAAAUUAUAGUCCACAAUGUCAAAGUUAAGUAUAUUUUAAUUAUUCAAAGGAUUUUCACUAGGUUUGGGAACAGAAAGAAGCAUUCCACAAAUACUUUCUCUGAAGUUAAAUGAAGAACAGAAACUGCCUAAUGUCAAAAGUUCACACCCAGAACUGCUUUUGUAGCUAUUUUGUUACAGGGUUCUUUUGUGAGCAAUUACCUAAAAAAAUAAAAAUAACUUUUUUUUCUUUUCAGUCUUUAAAAUUUAGAUGCUGUAUAUUGUAUACUUGGUCAUUAUUAAAUUCAUCGUGUUUAUUGAAGUAAA